Condylostylus longicornis is the source of this 2471-nucleotide messenger RNA. RefSeq names its product hybrid signal transduction histidine kinase L. The transcript is spliced from 2 exons. Gene Ontology annotation, molecular function: peptidyl-prolyl cis-trans isomerase activity; zinc ion binding. The record is from RefSeq and is a predicted model, not a curated record. Lineage: Eukaryota; Metazoa; Arthropoda; Insecta; Diptera; Dolichopodidae. The coding region runs from base 1 to 2301 and encodes 766 amino acids. Gene Ontology annotation, biological process: protein peptidyl-prolyl isomerization.
AUGGACUUGACAGUACCACCGGAAUUAGAAGAACUAAUAUCAUGUAGCUGCUGUCAUUUGCCAUUUAAUGAUACUGAUGCAGUACCAAAAUUAUUUUCAUGUCGUCAUUAUUUUUGUUUAAAAUGUGUCAAUUCGAUUUUACUUAAAGGUAAUGAACUGUAUUGCGUUCAUUGUUGGAAACGUACUGAAUUACCUGGUCCAGAUAUGAAAUCAGAUAAUUUGCCAACACAUAAUGCAAUUUUAUAUUUGUCUCAAAAUUUAAGUAUGUUAAACACAUCAUCCUCAUCAACAACUUCAUUAACAUUGUCAUCGAAAUCAAAGCCUCCUGAUAAGAGUGGCAGUAACAGUAACGGUAGUACUGGUGGUGCGGCAUCAAGUAUCAUUUCAAAUACCACAAAUCAAACGUCUGCUACAUCAACAUCCGGCAGCGGCGUUGCUUGUGGCAAUUCUAUUACAAAUACUAAUACAAGCUUAUCGUCCAGUAAUACAACUACAAAUGUUGUUAGUAGUGCAACGAUUGCUGUUGUUAAUAGUAAUAAGAUAAAAAAGGGUGAAAACUGUUUAACACAUGCUAUGCCGAAUACUUUAUGGUGUACAAAAUGUGUAACAAUGAUAUGUAGAGCAUGUGCAACAUCAGAAGACCAUCGAAGUCAUAGUGUGAAAUCAUCAAACGAAGCAAAAGAAAAUAUUCAUAAUGACAUUGCAAAUGAAAUACUUUUGAUGCAAAAAACUCUAAAUGAGGUACAGCAUUUGGUAUUGAAGCAACGUGAUUUUCUAUUGAAAAUUUUAGAAUCUUGUACAGCAUUGAAAACACAAAUUGAAACUGAAUUAAUCAAUCAUUUGCCUACAUUGGAAAUAGCGGAUAUGCGUGAAAGUUUAGGUAAAGCAAAAUUAUGUUUAGAUAUGAUUGAAACUCAAUCACCUCUGGAUGCUUUAAAAUUGUAUACAACAUUGAAUAUUGAAAAGCAACGAUUACAAACGAAAUUUCAAGAAAUGUAUUUACAGUGCAAAUUAGAUGAUUUAAUACGAAAUUACGAUAUGCUAUUCAAUUUUGAGUUAAUUAAACAAGCGUUGACUGCUCUACAUACAAAUGGUGAUGCUUAUAACGCAGCUAUAAGUAAUGGUGUUGGCCACAACAAUCCAAUACUCUUAUUGGCUAAUUAUUGCAUCUCACAGUUAUAUUCAAGACACGUUUUAUCCAACAAGCAUCAGCAAUUAUUAAGCAACAGCAAUAAUAAUAAUUAUCAUGCUCAUGCGCAUCAACUAUUACAUCAACAGCAGCAAAUGCAUCACCAUCAACAACAGCAGCAUCAACAACAAAAUCAAUCUCAGACACAAGGCCCACCACAUCACGAUAAUUUAGUAACAACAGUAAAAACAUAUGCAGAUAUUACAACAAGUUCACCAAAAUCGAACCAUAUUCACCAUCCACAUAACCAAUCUUCAACUCAACUUCAUUCAGCAAAUAGCAGUAACAGUUCCAUUGUUGGUACAAUUGGUGCACCACCCUCUGCUGUCAAUCGUCAAUCUCCAUCAUCGCAACAAGCACAACAAACACAACAACAAACGGCAUCAUAUAUUGCUACCGAAUUAAAUGGUUUAACAGUUCCUGCACUCACUAUAAUGCAACAUCAUUUACAUCAGCAGCAACAACAACAACAGCAGCAACAUAAUUCAAAUCAGUUACAGAAAUCAUCACAGCAGCAACAGCAACCAACCACAACCGCUGCAGUUGUAGCAGCAGCAGCCGCAGCCGCUGCUGCGGCAAAUAAUCUUUUAUGUAAUCCGAGUGUUCACGUUUACCCGAUAUAUUACUUUAAUAUUGAAAUGAAUGGUCAACCUUGUGGAAGAAUUUUAAUUGAAGUUCGUAAUGAUGUUGCACCAAAAAUGGCAAAAAAUUUUGGUGCUUUAACCACUGGUGAAUUAGGUUUUGGUUAUAAAGGCUGCCAAAUUUUUCAAUGUUGGGAAAAUGAAAGUAUUAUUACUGGUGAUUUUGAAUUAAAUAACGGUCGUGGUGGUCGCUCUGUAUUCGAAGAUAGUUUCUUUAUGCCUGAUGAUACGAAAAUUUUAGCUAUACGUGGUUCAGUAGGUAUGCGUCGUAGUCAAAAACGUCAUGAUAAUUUAGGUUUAGUUGGAUCUCAGUUUCGUAUUAUAUUACGUGAAAUGCGUGGUUUUACUGGUAUUUUUGCUUUCGUUGUUGAAGGUUUAGAUUUAGUAGAAAAAAUUAGUCAAGCUGGGGAUUCAGCUGGUAAGCCACAAAGUACCGUUGUGAUUGUUAAUUGCGGAAAAUAUCAAAUAUAGAAAAAAUGUUUGAAAUUUAGUGAACGAAUUCACGUUUUUAAUUUUUUUCUCAUCUUCGAAAAAUAUUUUUAAUAUUGAUAAAUAAUGAAACAGUAAAUAUUCUAAUGAAUGCAGUUAAAAACUAAAAAACUUUAAAUUAAGAAUUUGUACAAUUAAAAAAAUGUAUACAU